UACAGUUGGCGUUAGCUAGCUAGCUAGUUAGCUAGAAUGAGGGGGUGCUAUUAAAUAGACGUGGAAUGGGUGCCUAUCUUAAUCGUUUUCUGUGACAAUAACUUGGAGGAUGCUUUAAUAAGCAUGAUGAUAUUGUUGGCAAUCAUCGGAGAAGAUAACUAACAGGCACGUAAAAUGAUGCCUGGUCAACUAGCUAGCUAGCUAGCUAGCUAGGUAAUUUAUUCUUGUUAGGAAGUGCUCCACUUGAGCUGACGAGCCUAGCAACAGAUUUGCCAUAGUGGCAGGACCAGAACUCAAAAAUCAAGGAGACUUAGCUAAUUGUCUGAGGUCAAUGUGCUAUAUACUGAGAGCCGACUUCAGUCGAUUGCGUCGAGGGAUCUCAAUGACUUUUUAUGAAGUGACUUUAUGUGCGAAUUGUAAACGGUCCAUACAUUCGACUUGAUGGCAAACAAGCGCUUGCUAAAUUGCUAAUCAGGACAAGCAAAAGAUAUUGUCGAUUUUGUUUCACGCUUGUUUGUUUAUUUGGGGGUUUGCUUUGUUAAUUAACAAACAGUGUCAUCAUAAUUCAACUCAAACGCGUUAUCUUGGUAACUAUUAUCUUGGUCAAACACUUUUGGUACAGUUAUAUAACGUUAAGGCUCCGAAAUUAGCUAGCAAGCUUGUUUUGUAGCUAUCGUAUAGACAUCGUGUAAGUCAGUUUGUUAGUUAGCUAGCUAGUAAACAAACUAACCUAACGUUUGAAAUGGACGACUUCAGUUCGAUAUGUCUACUUUCUCUGGCUAUGUUGGUGGGAUGUUAUGUUGCUGGAAUCAUUCCAUUGGCUGUCAACUUUUCAGAGGAAAAACUGAAAUUGGUGACUGUGUUGGGAGCAGGUCUGUUAUGUGGCACAGCUUUGGCUGUCAUUAUUCCCGAGGGGGUCCAUGCACUCUAUGAAGAGGUAUUGGAGGCUGGACACCAUGCUCAAGGCCAGGCAGAGGUGUCUGUGUCGGAGCAGAAGGUAGCUGAAGGAGCCGUGGGGCCCAGUAGCGAACAUGUCCACAACCAUGAGCAGCUCCAUGCCUACAUAGGCGUGUCGUUGGUGUUGGGUUUUGUCUUCAUGCUGCUGGUGGAUCAAAUAGGCAGCUCCCACAUGCACAGCAGUGAUGAUCCAGAGGCAGCAAGAGCUGCUAGUUCGAAAAUCACAACCACGCUUGGUUUGGUCGUCCAUGCUGCAGCUGAUGGAGUGGCUCUUGGUGCUGCUGCUUCUACCUCUCAGACUAGUGUCCAGCUUAUUGUAUUUGUGGCUAUCAUGCUUCAUAAGGCUCCUGCUGCAUUUGGCCUGGUCUCAUUCCUUAUGCAUGCGGGUUUAGAGAGGAACCGAAUUCGGAAACACCUGCUGGUCUUUGCCUUGGCUGCUCCUGUCCUGGCAAUGCUGACAUACUUAGGUCUUAGCCAGAGCAGUAAGGAGGCAUUGUCUGAUGUCAACGCCACUGGGGUGGCCAUGCUCUUCUCAGCCGGUACCUUCUUGUACGUGGCCACGGUGCACGUCCUGCCAGAGGUGGGCGGCACGGGGGGACACAGCCACGCAGUCGGAGGCGGCGGAGGGAAGGGCCUGAGCAAAGUGGAGGUGCUGGCCCUGGUCCUGGGCUGCCUUAUCCCUCUGGUGCUGUCUGUCGGCCACCAGCACUAGAGCAGCUGCUAAUGAAAUAGAGGGACAGGAAAAUGAGUGGAAAAACUGUUGGAGGCAGCAGAUGGGGAACUUAACAGUGGCCAAACACUUUGGAACAGAUUGGAAGUAUGUUAGUCUGUUUAACCGAAUUAGAGGUUGGAAGGGAUGUGAUUAAGUUCUUGUGCCUCUGUGUUGGGGUCAGGUUUGUGAAAUGACUGAACUUUCAGAACAUGCUUGAGGUUAGAGUUUGUGAUCCAAUGGUCAUGAACUCACUCUCUUUAAGAUAACCCCUCCCUUCCACAGAGCACUGUGUGCUGAUAGCUGGCAUUAGGAAUCCAUGAUUGAAUGCCAUUUAUUGUUUUUUGUUUUAUUUUUUUUCCCCCCGCCUAUCUCUUUUUGUUCCUGUGGUUUAUGUUUAAAAAAAAGUAAGCAGUUAGUUUUCAGUGUGUAUCCUGGAAAAAGGUUUUCUUUAGUUUCUCUUUAACAAAUGCAUAAUUGAACUGAAAGUCAUUGUUGGAAUUUUAAAUGAGGGACAAUUACAGUGGAGACACAAUUUAUCACCAUGCAGUUGUUUAUAGCUUAUACAUUCUUUUUUUUCAUUUCUCUGCACAUGAAUGUAGUGAAUACCAAGCAUUCAAGCAUAACUUGUGGUAUUGUCAGAGUCUCAGAUAAGACCCCUCAUUUGAAUGGUAUGGCAGAAACCUGUAGACACUGAUGCAGCUUUCUGUUUCCAUCACACGGCUUGCAGCUGAUAUUUAUGUUCUUUACUAAUGAAUUAGUAUUACUUGAUUUGUCAAACCAUCUACCAGGUGAGAAGAUAACAGAUUUCAAUUGGGGAUUAUUUUUUCCCCCAAUUCAGAGCAAUAUUACAUCGCGAGAAAAGGCAUCCACUAAUAUCUUUUUUUUUGGGGGGGGGGUCAUCUGAAUUCAUGUGUGCCCUGUACUUUAUUUUUCCCUUUUUGUUUUAAUUAUUUAAUUUUUGAAUUUGUGUAGGUACUAGUGAGGGAGUUGGUGUCGGUUUUAUUUUUUGAUGGUGAUAUUUGAAUUAAUGAUGACAUUUUAUACUCUUGAAGGACCAGAGGUCAAAUCUUCACAUAAAUUGACAGCUGAUACCUUUAUGGUAUAUGGUCGUUUCUGACAUUGUUUGAAAAUCCUUUUAAUAACAUCUUUAAUUAUGGGUGUAGUUGACUUAACGGACUGCUCAAGAUGUUCCUCCUUCUUUGUGCUUGUUAGAUGUUACUCGCACAUUGGUUUAUCUGCUCAUGUCUUUCUGGAGGCAUCUGGGUGCUCGGCCCAUGCAGGCAGCGUGUGCUGCUUCCACUGUAAUUAUUCUGUCUGCACAAAGCAGAGCUUGUGUAUAUAAUGUAUUCUGUACAAGUUGCAAUCAAAUGAGCUUAAUGAAAACUUGGCUUCAUCCUGUACUGAGUUUCUACUACUAGUCUUUUAGCACAGUUCUCAAUGCCAAUAUGGGGGGAAAAAAGGCAAGGACAGGGGGUUUAUUCAUGAAAUGUGUUGGAAAUGUAAUAAAUCUUUUACAUGAAUCAUAGUAAUGCUACUUUUUAUGUUUCCAUCAGGUUUUUUUAUUUUUUUUUUUGUAUUUUUUUUUUUUUAGUUUUUUUUGGAAGUGCAAUGGUCUUGAAACCCAAAUAGUGAACAAAGUAGGUUAGACAGUACAGAUAGAGCUGAGAGGCACACAAAGGAACUUUUGUUCCUUAUGCUGAUUAGCUAUUGAAAGUGUAUACGCUGUCCUAUGGCAUUUUUUGACCAGUGUUUUUUGUUUCUGUUGUUGCGCUGGCAUAGUAUCAGCGUCUUUUUGUGCUGUCAGGAAUUUAAAAUGCUAGGAGCUGUACAUAAGGAAAUUUUAAGGGUUUUAUCAUUGUAAGGAGAUCAAUAGUUGGAUGUUAGCAUCAGUACAUGACGACUUCUGGUAUCCUAGAAUCUCAUCAAUGACGACGGGGGUUAUUUGACAUGCAGUGCCAUAUUUUGAUGCCAAUGCAGGCGUUGCUCUUGGGUAUUGAGAUGGCGCUCCACCAUUGCAGUGGGGCUGACGAUGCUAAAAGACAAGUUUUCACAUGGGCCUUCCACAAAGAGUAAUUUUUUUUUGGGUCUUAAUUUUUGGGGAAAAAAGUGCAUAUUAUUUUAAUAAAGUUUUUAUUGUUUUGUCUUCUUUUGCUCAUUGGACAAAUUUGAGCCACAGACAUCUUUUAUCAAGAACUAUUUAAGAGACACUUGGAAGUUGGUGAAGGACUCUAGAUCUUGGUCUCUCCUGAAUGAAUCCACUGAACACUAAGAUUUGUACUACUCAUUUAGUACAAAUCUAUUCAGUGGGAACAUGAGUUAUUUUAAGAGUUGUGAAGAUAGAUGAAUGUUGUGUCUGACUCUUUAAGGUGGAAAACCACCUGACAGAAACAUGCCUCUGCUCUGACACAAAGAGGUUCUAAAGCAAGUUCACUUACUGAGGAUGUGGAUGCUCUUAUGUAAAUGAGGGCGUUACCCUGGGCUGGCAUCCCCACCUCCAAUCGGUUAAAGUGAGACUGACUGUCAUGAGGAGAAUAAAAGCAUAAAGAGUAA
Electrophorus electricus (electric eel) is the source of this 4219-nucleotide messenger RNA. RefSeq names its product solute carrier family 39 member 9 (gene slc39a9). Lineage: Eukaryota; Metazoa; Chordata; Actinopteri; Gymnotiformes; Gymnotidae. The record is from RefSeq and is a predicted model, not a curated record. Gene Ontology annotation, cellular component: membrane. Gene Ontology annotation, molecular function: metal ion transmembrane transporter activity. Gene Ontology annotation, biological process: zinc ion transport; transmembrane transport.